AUGGGAAAUCUGAUGUUCUCGGUGAGGUGCAAGGAACCGAGCACGGUGGAGGAAUGUGACUCGACAUGGGAGACCGACUCAGAAAGCGACGAUCAUCCGGGAGAAGAGGAGGAAUGCAAUGGUCCACCAGAAUCAGAGCAUUCGAGGGAAGACGAGAGCAUCAGCCAGUUUGUUGUCAGGACUGACUCAUCCACUAAAAUGAAAAGAAGCUUCUAUGCUGCCAGAGACCUAUACAAGUACCGCCACAGUUAUCCGAAUUACAGGGAGCAUCGUCUACGCAAUGAGUACCGCAACCUGAGAUUCUAUCUGAAUAAGAUUCCUCUUAUACCAGAUGAAAUCUACGUUGAAGAGAUCCUCACCAAAUGGAAAGGAGAUUAUGACAAGCUGGAACACAAUCACACAUAUAUUCAGUGGCUUUUUCCACUGAGGGAACAAGGCCUCAAUUACUAUGCCCAUGAACUCACUCAAAAUGAGAUCAAGGAAUUCCAAAACACUCAAGAGGCCAAGCAUCGCUUUGUGCUGGCGUAUGCCAUCAUGUUGGACUUCUUUGGGAUUAAGCUCCUAGAUAAGAGUGGAAACGUGGCUCGUGCUGCAAACUGGAAGGAGCGCUUUCAGCACCUGAAUGAGUCUCAGCACAACUAUCUGCGUAUUACUCGUAUUCUGAAGAGCCUGGGUGAGCUGGGCUUUGAGAAAUACAAGUUUCCUCUGGUGCAUCUGCUGCUGGAAGAGGCCCUGGUGCACGGCACGCUCCCCAACAUGCGCCACAGUGCACUUGAAUACUUCGUCUACACGCUCCGCGUGCACAGACAGAGACGGGCCCUUCUGCGUUUUGCCCAGUCCCACUACCACCCCCCUGAAAACUUUAUCUGGGGGCCUCCGAAGAGAAAAUGCUUUUCUGGAGCAAGAGCAAGUCAGACAGAUCGUGCUCUAGACAGAAACACAAGGAAAAACAGAUCUAUUAAGCAGGAAUGUCCGGAUCAGUCAGAGGAAGAGGAAUCAGGAGUUGAAGGGAGUGAAACAGAGGAACAGAAGAGUACCAUGCUGUCUAAAAGAAUACAGUAUGGCAGAGUAGAAAAAGUGGAAUAUAUCGAGACUGUCCCACUCUGAGUAACAUGGACUGAAUUUGUAA
Molecule: messenger RNA, 1129 nt
Organism: Trichomycterus rosablanca
Lineage: Eukaryota; Metazoa; Chordata; Actinopteri; Siluriformes; Trichomycteridae
Gene: ogfrl1
Product: opioid growth factor receptor-like 1
Exons: 7
Coding region: 1-1107 (368 amino acids)
Cellular component (GO): membrane
Molecular function (GO): opioid growth factor receptor activity
Source: RefSeq, a predicted model, not a curated record